Messenger RNA from Microtus ochrogaster (prairie vole), 1030 nucleotides. It is a transcript of the gene Eef2kmt, whose product is annotated as eukaryotic elongation factor 2 lysine methyltransferase. The record is from RefSeq and is a predicted model, not a curated record. Gene Ontology annotation, cellular component: protein-containing complex. NCBI's taxonomy places the organism in Eukaryota, Metazoa, Chordata, Mammalia, Rodentia, Cricetidae.
AUGGAGCCUGAGGACCACGAGGGGGCCACGUCUCUGCUGCAGAGUUUCGAGCGCCGCUUCCUGGCGGCUCGUGCGCUUCCCUCCUUUCCCUGGCAGAGCCUAGAAGAGAAAUUAAAGGAGCCCUCAGGUUCUGAACUGUUGCUGGCUAUUCUGCAGAAGACUGUGAAGCACCCUGUGUGUGUGCAGCACCUGCCAUCUGUGAAGUAUGCGCGCUGCUUUCUCUCAAAGCUCAUCAAAAAGCAUGAGGCUGUGCCCACAGAGCCUUUGGAUGCACUGUACGAGGCGCUGGCAGAGGUUUUGAUGGCCGAAGAGUCCACCCAGUGCCACCGGAGCUAUUUGCUGCCUUCAGGAGACUCGGUCACACUCUCUGAGAGCACAGCCAUUGUGUCCCAUGGCACCACAGGCUUGGUGACAUGGGAUGCUGCUCUCUGCCUGGCAGAGUGGGCCAUCAAGAACCCAGCAGUCUUCACGGAGAGGACUGUCCUGGAGCUAGGCAGCGGAGCUGGGCUCACGGGCCUGGCUGUUUGCAAGGCGUGCCACCCCAGAGCAUUUAUCUUCAGCGAUUGCCAUGGCCAGGUGCUAGAGCAGCUUCGUGGAAAUGUGCUCCUCAACGGCUUCUCCCUAGAGCCCGACACUCCCACUGACCCAGGCAGCCCGAAGGUGACAGUGGCAGAGCUGGACUGGGACGAGGUGACAGCCUCUCAGCUCUCUGCCUUCCAGGCAGAUGUCGUCAUUGCAGCAGAUGUGCUAUACUGUGGGGAAGUGACACUGUCACUGGUCAGGGUCCUGAAGCUGCUCAGCGACUGCCAGAGGAAGAAUGCUCCUGAUGUCUACGUGGCCUAUACCGUUCGCAGCCAAGACACGGGCAAGCUGUUCAUCACAGAGCUGGAUCGUGCAGGGAUCUACUGGGAGGAAGUGCCUCCUCACGCCAGCAAACUGUUCCCCUAUGAAGAGCACUCGGCCAUCGUAAUCCUGAAGCUCGUGCUGAGCCAUCAUCACAGUAUUUGAAGCCUGAGAACUAGAGUCCCAG